This is a messenger RNA of Diachasmimorpha longicaudata, 1618 nucleotides long. RefSeq lists its product as uncharacterized. NCBI's taxonomy places the organism in Eukaryota, Metazoa, Arthropoda, Insecta, Hymenoptera, Braconidae. Bases 297 to 770 code for a protein of 157 amino acids. The transcript has 3 exons. The record is from RefSeq and is a predicted model, not a curated record.
UCGGAAAUUUUGUUAGGGGGGUCGCGUCGUUUGAGAACCCCUCACAAGGGUUGGCUCGCGAAAUUUGAUUAUGGCCUAUGGGGUUCGGUAAUAUUUGGUAAUGAGUCGCCAUCGUUAUAUAGACGGGAGAGAGUGCGAAAUCGGAGAGUGGUAGGUUGGAAAUGCAUGGGUGGUGGCGCGGUAGGUGGGGCUGCUUCGCAGUGCGAAGGGUAUGGACGUUGCGGUUCUCGCAAUUACCUUCAGCCACGCGUCAGUAGUUGGAGCCUCCCGCAACUUGAGAGGCCGACAAAAAUGCGAUGCCACACGUGGGGCUUCGAGACGGGGGGAGUGGGGGCGGAGGUAUCCGCCGGAGGACCCCGAUUCACGGGGUGGUUCGUCGGGUGGAGCGGGUGGGUUCUCCCCUUCUGAGGGUCCGCUCCUCCUCUACUCCCCCUUCGAAGGGAGUCUGCGGAGAACACCCCCUCAGCGCCGUCACCGAGCCCCGAUCCGAGCUACCCGGCUCAGCGAAAACUGGAAGGCCCCUCCCAGAGACGGCGUUCAACGUCCCGACCUACCCAGCUUGGUGCCGCGGGGAACCCCUCCCUUUAAUCCUUUUUACUUUUCAGCAAGCAACCAUGGCAGGGCUUAAAUGCAAUUCUAUUCCGGAGGCUAAGCGGCCCCCAAUCGAAUCUCCAAGGGGAGGAGGCACAAUUAUGAGUCCGUCGUGUGGCGAAGUCUGCGCAUCGCCUCCGAGCGUGCCAGAGCAACUCCAACUCCAGCGAUUGCAAUGAGCACUCCAGGAGGAUGGUGCCUUCGAGGAUUAGUAGUUGCCCGCCAUACGUCGGGGCACUGCCCUCCCGACGGGGCAAAGGUUUCAGCUGUUGCCCUCUCCACGAUGACGUCGCAGAGAGGGACGAGGGAUUGACUGAGCAGCAGGGCCAGCCAACGCUUGGAUCUUCAAGAUCGUCAACCGUGUAUCAACAUGGCCAACAACAAUCUUAAUAACAUCCCACCUCUGGCAGUUAUGGAGAGUAACGACGACCUGGGGGGGAAAACCACCGGCGUCCGUCGACGAUUUUUUAGGUUAAAAUUUCACACGGAAAUAUGGGUUAGUAAUUUCCGAAAAAUAAAAAUAAAAUAGCUGUAUUUUUAAUUAAUGAAGUAAAACAAAUAAUUGUUAAUGAAUUUCGUACCUCAGGAAUAUUGUGAUAGAUCAUAUAAAGAAAAGUCUGUUAAUUAUUAUGAAAUAUAAAAUCAUCUAUGUCCAUGUUAAAUAUGAGUCUCGUUAAAAUAUAAUAUAGCGUAACAUUAUUAAUGUUAAAAUAUAAUUAUCAGAAAAACUUAAACGUACGAAGGUAUUUGAAAAUGUGAAAUAUUAAGUAGACAAUAGAGAAAAACACUGUUUAUGUAAAAUAAGAAAAGUAGGUGAUCACCGGAGACAAGAAGUUUGUGAUGAAUUUGACAAUAAAAAAAAAAUAAUGGACCUUAUAAAAUGUCUAAACUAAUUUGUUUGCGUUCCUUUUUCCCAUUGUCUUUUUCUUAUAUACUUUUCUAUUUUUCGUUUUUAUUUAUUCAAAGGUUAUCUUGUUAAUAUACCUAACUUAAAGAAACCCCAAGGAAUACCAAUAUCUGCGGUCAA